ACAAUUUUGCCCUAGAUUCGUUUGACCCGCCAGUCCGGCAGCCGGCACUGCUAGGAAAACGUUCCUUUGUGGCGGCGACACCGACAAGCCAAUCCGACGACGACGAUAACGCCUCACAGUCGGCAGCGAAACGCGUACGCUGUAGCGAAGAGCUCUCCCCAAAUCUACAGAACGGUUCCGAGACAAUACCCGAUGGCCAUCAUGCCAUAGUGCCGCGCAAGCGUGAGCUUCUGCCGCCAAACGCAGCGGAACUACAUCCACGCCAAUUGUUGAAACAGAUGAUUCCGUCAAUCACCUGUACGCUAGUAAGCUACACAGUGGACAAUGGUACUCCUACGUUCCGAUAUAACAUUGCCGCGGAAGGUAAAAUAUUCACAGGAGCAGGUCCAAACAAGAGAACGGCUCGUUUUGCUGCAGCCGCCCGGGCAUGCGAGGGGCUGUUCGAAAUGCGGUAUGAUGAUGGUCCAGAGGUUAACGGACAGCUUUCUACAGCAUAACCGAAUUCGAUUGCUUAGAAUAUGACCAACGGUUCCAACGUAUCUCCUUAUUGUGAGAUACGGCGGGGCCAGAAAAGGCCACAUAGGAUAAGUUGAAUUCUACGACUACUGGUAAGCACGGUUUUAUAAGACUGCUUACAGGAACUCUUUCGUUUAUUAUCUUUUUAUAUUACAUAUUAAAAAAUUACGGAUUCAAAAAACAAUAGACGACAAAUACAAUACAACUGGAGUAUUAAAUUUUUUGAGUGUGACUGAUGCUUUGAUCAGUCUGGUCAGCUUCCCAUCAUAGCCGUUUUUGUUCAUGAUUUUUCAUAGCUCUGUGCGGUCGAUACUGUCGUAUGCCCGUCCCGGGAUUCUAAAUACUCCUUUAGUAGGUACUUCUUCAAUAGGUAGGGUAGCGAACCACUUGGGCAGCGGCUGGUAUUUUGGGCACUCUUCGCUAUAACUCAGUCAAUUCCAAACCAAUUGACUUAAAAUUUUGUACGCGUUCCAAAAAUUGUGUCAAUUGGUUCAGAAUUGGCUGAGUUAUAGCAGAAAAGUGCCCCUGCCGAGAUGGUUCCUCUUCCCACUCCCAGAUUUCUUGCAGGGAUUUUUUCACGAGUUUUCCUCAAAAUCUUUCCUGAGAUAACUUACAAAAUUCUUUAUAAUAAAUUCCCAGAGAAUUAUUCCAAGGAAGCCAAUUGAAAUUUUGCAAGAGUCCUAUUGAAGUAAUCUCGACAGAAACUUCAAAAAAAAAAAAGAUCUAGGAUAGCUAAGAGUAAUCCCGGAGUAAAUAUUAGGAACACCCAAGGAGUAACUCUGGAAUGUCAUGGAGUCCUGGGAGCGAAAUUCCGUGAGUAAAUUCAAGAGAAAUAUCGGAAAACAAUCGGUAAAAUCCCGAGAUAAACUGUUGAAAGCUAUCCCGGAAACCACUAUGCGAUAUUCGUGAAGGAGCUUUAAGUAGUUUUGAAUGGAUCUUCAGGAGGCAUCUAGCGAGAAACUCCAUAAGCAUAUUGGAAACCCUCUGGAAGAAAUAUCGAGAGGUACUCCAACAGAUAUCUCAUGAAAAACUUUUGCGGAAUUCCAGGAAGGAACUUUGAUAGAAAUCCUAGAAACACUUCUCAGAAAUAUUAAACGAUGUUUACUCAAUUUUUGGAAGUGUCUACCGCCCGCUAGCCCGAAAACAUUUGACGACGUCUUCCGAAACCCAUCGACCGCCGGACCGUGAGAAGCACUCCAGUGUCGGACGACACGCAGUGUCCACAUAGGCCGUUAUUCUACUGCCGGCCGCGCCACUCCUAGGGCGAUUGUUGGCCAUCUCACCAAACUCCUGGGUCUACUCCAGACGAAGACAGAUCGUGCCCCACCUGGAUCAAGGGGAGGCUAUUCCGCCAAACCGCUAUGGCCUACCGGCCCCGUCGCUUUUUGGUCUUCCGUUGGACAUUCCGCCAAAGUGCCGGAUCGACUCCGGACCAUGAUCGAUUUUCCCCGAAGGUUUCCGCUUCAUCUGCCGUUCUCCGGCCACCUUCGUGGAACCUAAGGACGACCCUACUCGUGUCGGCUCGCUAGACAGUCUGGGACACAGUAGAACGGCGCACCUCUGUAAAUCCUAGACCAUUACCUAACCAAAAUCCCAACUUGUUUCUAUUUACGAAGGCGUCGGUGAGUCGCUGACCUCUCGUUAAAUAGAUAUCGUCCCUUCCCUACUAUCCCUUCCCAUCCUAGUGACGAAGAUUACGCAACAGGUAGGAUAAUUACGGUAGGCAAAAUUGUGUUUAUCUUCGUUUCAGAGAGCGAGCAAUGGCGCUUAAGCCUAGGCUUGUUAACCAGGACAUAGUGAAAAUGCCUGUGCCCCAUCCCGGAAGAAAAAAGACCCAUGGAGUGACAAAAUCUUUUAGCUACGUCACUCCCAACGUUGGUGUUAUACUAAAACACUUACACUCACACCAUCACAUCUACAUGAUCUACUCAAAUACAUCACUCGCUUAUAGUGAA
Molecule: messenger RNA, 2471 nt
Organism: Aedes albopictus (Asian tiger mosquito)
Lineage: Eukaryota; Metazoa; Arthropoda; Insecta; Diptera; Culicidae
Source: RefSeq, a predicted model, not a curated record